AUGGCUUUACUACGAACAGCGAUCUUGGCGGCUUUGCCUAUUGUCCUGGCGCAGAACCUACCGCCCGACACAGCAUUCCCAAUCACUACGUAUCCUAAUGCCACGGACCAGUACAUCGACUACGCGGCUCUCUGGGGCCAGACUGAGGGCGAGUACUAUCCCUCACCAUGGGGUGAGGGUCAAGGCGACUGGGCCGAUGCCUACUCCAAGGCUCGCGCUUUCGUAUCUCAGCUCACGUUGGUGGAGAAGGUCAACCUUACCACCGGUGUAGGCUGGGAGGGCGAGAAAUGUGUCGGCAAUACUGGUUCGAUCCCACGCCUCGGCUUCAAAUCACUCUGUCUCGAGGACUCUCCACUAGGUGUACGAGACACCGAUUUCAAUUCUGCUUUCCCAGCUGGUGUGACAGCCGCCACGACUUGGGACCGGGCCACUAUUUAUCAGCGAGGCGUGGAUAUGGGCGCGGAGCAUAGGGAGAAGGGUGUAGAUGCUCAGCUGGGACCAGUCGUAGGUCCUCUCGGCCGCAGUCCUGAAGGCGGACGUGGUUGGGAAGGGUUCUCGCCCGAUCCAGUCCUUUCUGGUAUUGCCAUUGCGGAAACCGUUAGGGGCAUCCAGAGCUCUGGAAUCAUUGCAACCACGAAGCAUUUCAUACUGAACGAGCAGGAACACUUCCGCCAGGGUUCUCCACCUUCAAACCUGAGCUUGAACGCCAUCAGCUCCAACAUCGAUGAUGUCACAAUGCACGAGCUUUACUUGUGGCCAUUUGCAGAUGCUAUCCGCUCUGGUACUGCUUCUGUCAUGUGCUCGUACAAUAAGAUCAACAACGAGUACGGAUGCCAGAACUCAUACACGCUCAACCAUCUACUCAAGAGCGAGCUCGGCUUCCAGGGCUUUGUCAUGACUGACUGGGGUGGGCACCACUCUGGUGUUACUGCUGCUCUCGCUGGUCUGGACAUGUCCAUGCCCGGUGACAUCGGCUUCGACAGCGGCAACUCUUUCUGGGGUGCUAACCUGACCGUUGGUGUGCUCAAUGGUUCGAUCCCACAAUGGCGUCUUGACGACAUGUGCGUUCGUAUCUUGGCGGCAUGGUACUACGUGGACAGGGAGAACAACCAAGUUCCAGAUGCACCGAACUUCUCUGCUUGGACUCUCGAUACCUACAACUAUGCCCACUUUUAUGCUCAAGAGGACUAUACUCAGGUCAACUGGCACGUCGAUGUGCGUGGUGACCACAGGGAUAACAUCAGGGACACCGCCGUCAAGGGCACUGUGCUGCUCAAGAACAACGGUGUACUGCCAUUGUCUGGCAAGGAGAAGUUGACUACUGUCUUUGGCUCAGACGCUGCCGAGAACCAGUAUGGUCCUAACGGUUGCCCGGAUCGUGGCUGCGACAAUGGCACACUUGCUAUGGGUUGGGGUUCCGGGACAGCCAACUUCCCGUACCUCAUCACUCCAUUGGAGGCUAUCAAGGCCGAGGUACAGCUCAACAACGGUGCCAUCGAGUCUGUCAUCGACGACUACGCUUACACUCAAAUGGCCGCCUUGGCUCGUCGCGCCACGCAGGUCGACGGUGUCUGUAUCGCCUUUGGCAACGCCGAUUCGGGUGAGGGCUACAUCAUUGUCGAUGGCAACGAGGGUGACCGCAACAACCUUACACUUUGGCAUAACUUUGAUACUAUGAUCAAGAACAUCACCUAUCAAUGCAACAAUACGGUCGUUGUGAUUCACGCCACUGGCCCAGUCCUUCUUGAUUCCUUCUACAGCAAUCCCAACGUCACGGCUAUUGUCUGGGCUGGUAUUCCUGGCGAGCAGUCUGGCAACGCUAUUACUGAUAUCCUUUACGGCAAGGCCAACCCGGGUGGCAAGCUGCCCUUCACCCUAGGCUCGUACCGCGGCGAAUAUGGUGCUGAUAUUCUGUAUGAGCCGAACAAUGGUAUCAACAGCCCUCAGGAUGACUUCGCCGAGGGCGUGUUCAUUGACUACCGUGCCUUUGACAAGGCCGGUAUCACGCCUCUCUACGAGUUCGGGUACGGUCUGUCAUACACGAAUUUCUCCUUCUCGAACAUCCAAGUACAGAGCCACUCUGCUCCAGCCUAUGCAACGCCAACAGGCAACACUGGCCCUGCGCCAACGUAUGGUGUCGUCAGCAACAGAACCGCGGACUACACCUUCCCAGCUGGCUUCCACCAAGUCCCUAUUUACAUCUACCCAUUCUUGAACAACACCGACCUCAAGUCCUCCAGCGGUGAUCUCAUGUAUGGCUCAAACUACACUUUCCCUGCUGCAGGCUACAAUUCUAGCGCCCAGCCAUACCUUCCCGCUGGCGGUGCUCCUGGUGGCAACCCAGGUUUGUACGAUGUGCUCUUCACCGUCACCGCUACGGUAACCAACACUGGCCCGGUCGUUGGUGACGAGGUCGCACAAUUGUACAUUAGUCUCGGUGCGCCUAGUGAUCCCGUCGUCGCACUGAGAGGCUUCGACCGCAUCUCUAUCCAGCCAGGCCAGAGCGCUACCUUCUCUGCCGAUCUCACAAGGAGGGAUUUGAGCAACUGGGAUACUGCUAGCCAGAACUGGUUCAUCUCAAGCUGCAGUAAGACCGUUUACGUCGGCAACUCUAGCCGCAAGCUCCCGCUCAAGGCCACACUCAGCCUCAGCGGCCUUACUACAGGCCCUUGCGGUGGUAGCAGCAACGGCACUAUGCCCAACAUGCCAUCUGGCCCAGGUGGUUAUAACAGCACCAGCUCCGUGCCUGCAGGCCCAGGUGGAUACUCCAGCUCUUCUGCCUCUAGCCCGGCUGGCCCAACAGGCUACUCGAGUGCUUCCGCCUCCGGUUCUGCUUCGGGCUCUGCGUCUGCAUCUGGAUCUGCGUCCAGCCCAGCAGGCUACUCCAGCAUGUCAAAAGUAGCCUCAAGCAGCAUCUCCAGCGUGAGCUCUGCCGCUUCUGGCCCAGCAAGUUACUCCAGCGCCAGCGCCAGCGCCACCACCAGCGUCCCAGCCGCCCCGGUCGGCUACUCCACCCCCACAGCCUCUGGCUACGGAAGUUGGACCGCCCACCCAAGCCCCUCGGCUUACUCGUCCGGCGGCUGGCGUGCAUAG
Recurvomyces mirabilis is the source of this 3093-nucleotide messenger RNA. RefSeq names its product cytoskeletal protein binding (gene PARP10). Bases 1 to 3093 code for a protein of 1030 amino acids. Gene Ontology annotation, molecular function: beta-glucosidase activity. Lineage: Eukaryota; Fungi; Ascomycota; Dothideomycetes; Mycosphaerellales; Teratosphaeriaceae. The transcript is spliced from 2 exons. The record is from RefSeq and is a predicted model, not a curated record. Gene Ontology annotation, biological process: glucan catabolic process.